Messenger RNA from Nicotiana attenuata, 1140 nucleotides. RefSeq names its product zerumbone synthase-like. The coding region runs from base 231 to 1046 and encodes 271 amino acids. NCBI's taxonomy places the organism in Eukaryota, Viridiplantae, Streptophyta, Magnoliopsida, Solanales, Solanaceae. The record is from RefSeq and is a predicted model, not a curated record. The transcript is spliced from 4 exons.
UGCAUUACUAAUCCUAAGAUAGAGCCGACCCAUAAUCCAAAUCCAAGCGCUUAUGUAUUCUCACAUGUGUUGUUGACAUGCCCAUGUCGUAUUACUUAUCUAUUUAGACUCCAGCCUGCUGAAUUCAUUUAACACCCAAUUGGCCUGAGAGUCAAUACUGAGAGGAAUUCUUUUUAUCACUUUAUCUCCGAUCCCUUUAAAGAAAAGAAGAAGAAGAAGCAGCAGCUAACAUGCUGAAGAGGAUAGCUUCAAGGAGCAUGAUCACGUCCACAUCCUUGCUACUCCAAACCUUCAAUAAGGAGUUUUCUACUCACACACCAAGGAAACUAGAAGGCAAAGUGGCGCUGAUAACAGGGGCGGCAAGUGGCAUCGGCAAAGAAACCGCAGUGAAAUUCAUCAGCAACGGUGCCAAGGUCAUAAUCACAGAUAUACAAAGGCAGCUCGGCAAAGAAACAGCCUCCGAGCUUGGACCAAACGCCACCUUUGUGGUCUGCGAUGUAUCCAAAGAAUCCGACAUCUCCAACGCCGUGGAUUUCGCCGUCUCUAGCCACGGACAGCUCGACAUAAUGUACAACAAUGCAGGAAUCAAGCAUGCCGCUCGGGUGAUGAUUCCGCGGCAAACCGGUUCCAUUUUGUGCACAGCUAGAGUUACUGGUGUAAUGGGAGGUCUAGCGCCAUUCACAUAUUCGACAUCCAAAUCCUGCAUAAUCGGAAUUAUGAGAUCCGUAACACCGGAGCUAUGCAAGAACGGAAUCAGAAUCAAUUGCAUAUCGCCCUUUGCAAUUCCGACACCAUUAACAGUUGACGAAAUGAAACUGUUUUUCCCGGGAGUGGAGGCUCAGCAACUUGCUAAAAUGGUAAAUAAUGCAAGCGAGUUGAAAGGAGCCUACUGUGAGCCCAUUGAUGUGGCCAAUGCUGCUCUAUAUUUGGCCAGUGAUGAUGCCAAGUAUAUUAGUGGCCAAAACCUGGUGGUAGAUGGAGGUUUCACUACGUUUAAAAAUUUAAAUUUUCCCUUGCCUGAUCAACAGUCGAGUAACGCUACAUAAAGUUACUACAGGAAUGUGUUUCUUGAUUAUAUUUAUUUUGUUAUUGUCAAAUGAACAAUGCAACUCUUCUUCAUCAAGAAUGUUUUAAUUGGCA